This is a messenger RNA of Chlamydomonas reinhardtii, 1965 nucleotides long. RefSeq lists its product as uncharacterized. Lineage: Eukaryota; Viridiplantae; Chlorophyta; Chlorophyceae; Chlamydomonadales; Chlamydomonadaceae. The transcript is spliced from 9 exons. Bases 517 to 1434 code for a protein of 305 amino acids. Gene Ontology annotation, molecular function: 3-beta-hydroxy-Delta5-steroid dehydrogenase (NAD+) activity. The record is from RefSeq and is a predicted model, not a curated record. Gene Ontology annotation, biological process: steroid biosynthetic process.
GUUGACAUAGCGCUGCUCAAGGCGCUGCUAGCUAACCAGCAGCGCAACGCAGGCGGACUAAGCGUCCUUUGCGCGCACUAAAUGGCUAACUAUUUGCGCAGUGCAGAAUUCACAUACCACCCUCUGCUUUUGCUCGACUAGGAAUCCAACCUUCCUGUCCCGCGCACCAACUGCCGAGUGCGGAAUUCACAUGUGUGUUCCGAUACGGAAGCUUUGCAUUGGCACCCAUUCAAUUUUGCGUUGUUAGCUCAAACCCUACAAGUAGCAUACCACCCACGAACGAAGCGGAAAGGAUCGUGUUAGUGGGACAAUAAAAUGGUUCCUCCUGAAGCCACGCGGAAGCGCCUGACGCGCGUUCCAUUACUGCCUAUUGAGGCAAAAGAAAAGCACUGCGUCUGCGUCACUGGUGCAAGCGGCUAUGUUGCCGGGCCAAUCAUCGAACGACUCCUGCGAGCUGGCCAUACGGUUCACGGAACGUGCCGGAACCCAUCUGACCCCGCUGUCGUGGACGGUCUGAUGGCGCUACCUGGCGCCAAGGAGAACCUCAAGCUCUUCAAGGCGGAUCUGAUGGAUCCGGGCUCAUUCGAUGGCGCGGUGAAGGGCUGCAGUAUUGUCAUCCACACCGCCGCGCCCGUACUCGUGGAGCAGGGUAACCUGAAGGAGAACAUGAUUGAGCCCAUGGUCAAGGGAGUGGACAACGUGCUGGGCUCUGUGGAGCGCUGCACUACCGUGCGGCGAGUGGUCAUGACCAGCUCCAUCGCCGCAGUGGGCUACAGCGUCAAACCCGUGCUCACGGAGGACGACUGGGAGGCAGAGGGCUCCGACACGCAGCUCGAGUACGCCUACGGCAAGCGGCUGUCCGAGCAGCGCGCCUGGGAGCUGGCGGGCAAGCAGACCCGGUGGAGCCUGGUCACGGUGCUGCCCAGCAUCAUCUUCGGCCCCGUGCCGCUGACCCUGCGCAGCGCGCCCAGCACCAAGUUCAUGCAGCAGUUGCUGACACAAUGCUGGCCGCUGGUGGGGAACCUGUCGUGGCCCACGGUGGACGUGCGGGACGUGGCAGCAGUGCACACCCUGGCCGCCUUCACGCCCAGGGCGCACGGCAGGUACAUGUGCAGCUCCCGCAACGGCUCCAUGUACGGCGCCACGUACGCCAUCAAGGCGCGCUUCGAGGGCUUCUGGCCCGCCAGCCUGGUGGCGCCGCAGUGGCUGGUGCUGGCGCUGGUGCCGCCGCGGCAGCGGCCCUACAUCAAGUCCAUGUGGGGCAAGUGCCCGCAGUACGACUCGCGGCGCGCGCUGUCGGACCUGGGUUUGUCGGGCUGGGUGCCCCUGGAGGACUCGCUGGAGGACAUGACGCUGGACCUGGCGGCUAAGGGGCUGGUGAAGGAGCCGCCGGGCAGGGUCGUCGGGGAUGGGGGCGUUGCUGCUGCCCGGUAGUGAGGGAAGGGCCCGGCGAGGCCGGGCCUGGUGCCUGAAGAGUGUGGUCGGGGUAGUGCUGGCGGCGCAAGGUGAGGUGGGGCGGUGGCGCGGUGGCCAGCGGGUGUCAGGAAGGGCGGGCGGCUCCCUAGAAACACAAUUUCUCCGUAUGGUUUGCAGUUACUGUCCGUGCGCCCGUGGGGCCCCUUCAGCCGGCAUCGUGCGGUCAGCCCCGCCCGCGUCAGACACAUGCCCGCCCAGUGCCGCUGUGCGGUCGUGAAUGGUAUAGAUGAGCAUAAGGGCAUCGUGUGAUGGUUGCGUACAUGUCCUUCGUGUUCCAUGUGGGGUUGAAGCAGGUCCUUUGGCGUUUUGGGGGGGGGCAUUAGAUAAACGAGGCUCGUCGUGUGUCUGCAAGCGUGGUAGUGCACCAGGGCGUGCCACCUUCGUUGACGUAUUACUCGAAAACGUAGCUGAAUAACCGUUUGUAUUUACUCGCAAAUAGCUGUAUAUUUUAUACAAGGCUCGGCUGCUGCACUGUAACGUCACUUCACA